AUGCGCUGUGUCUUUUUGCUCGUGGUCCUGUUCUUGGUUUUCGCUGUGCUAGGUUGGUGUUUGGGAUUGUUUUUGGGGGUGGGGUGGUUAUUUUUUUUGGAGUUUUGAUUUUGGAGGGGAUUUUUAGACUAUGGUGGGGAUUUUCGUACUAUUUUUUUUAUCAUUUUUGGUAUUUUAGUACUAUUUCUUAUGCUUUAUUGCUAGUUUUAAGAUUUUAGUACUAAUUCUGAAGGUAUAGUCUUCUCUCUGAGAUUUUAUCCUAUUUUUGCAAUUUUAGUACAAUUUCGAUUAUUCAGUACCAUUUUUGUUCGCGCCAUGCCAAUAUCGUUCCAUUCUCAAUAUCUUUUUUCUCAUUUCACCAAUUUUCAGAAUCAAAAACCCCUUCAAAUUCGCUGAAAAUGUCAGACAACAAGCCAAUUGGUGAGACCAUCAAGGACAAGGCCCAAGGCGCCGCCGAUGCCAUCAAGGACACCGCCAAGGAUCUCAAGAACAAGGUGGUUGGUGAACCAGCCAAGGAGGACCAGGCCGCCGACAAGGUCAAGAACGCCGCUGACAGCGCGGCCGAAAAGUCCAAGGAGUUGCGUGACAAAACUGGUAGGUAUUCCAUUGGUUUUUUUUGAUUAUUUUAGGUCUAGUUUUUAGGACUUUAGGUCUGUUUUUGUAAUUUUAAGCUUGACUUUUUGUGGGACUAGGAUUACUUUUGGGAUUUUGUAAUUUUUUAGCUUUAAGUUUGAUUUUUAAAUGGUUUUGGGUAAUAUAAGUUUUUUUUGGAAUUGCGGGAUUUGGUUUCACCGUAUAACUUAGGUUCGUCCAAAGUGCGCCCUUGAUAUAAAUGAAAUCUCGACUUUUUGAAGGAAAAAUUAAUUUUAAAGGUCUAAACUGAGGUUUAGAUUAGGUUUUUGACCCUGUUUGAUUAGUUUAGGAUACUUACUAGCUUUCUAUCUUUUGUACUUAAUAAUAUUCAUGAUUUCAGCCGACAAACUCCAAGAAACCGGCGAGAAGCUCAAGUAA
Bursaphelenchus okinawaensis is the source of this 1011-nucleotide messenger RNA. NCBI's taxonomy places the organism in Eukaryota, Metazoa, Nematoda, Chromadorea, Rhabditida, Aphelenchoididae. The record is from the annotation of a GenBank genome assembly.